UCAUCUCGCUGGUGUGCACGGUGUGCCCACGGCGAGCUCUGCCGCGAGUUCCGGACACCCAGAGCUGAAUUGAAAGAGGAACAAAGGCCCCUGAAAAAUCUUUGGAAGCCUCUCUAAAUAUAUCCAGUGGUGGAUAAGUAGCUAACGGACAUUGAUCCCAACAGAACUAAUUGACUGUGUGAAUCAAGCCAUUCUAUCCCAUCCGGAAGUUGAAGCAUCAUCCUUUGAUAAAGCGAGUGUCCAUAUAAUAAGAGGAUGGCCUUUCAAUUCAACUUUAGUAUAGAAGAGGAUGUAGAAAAUAAAUUAACACCCCUUGGAGAUGGAACUUUGACCCUGGAUUCAUCAAAAGAACCACCCGUCUCAAAAAGUCAAAACGGAAGGCAGGACAGAAAGUGUUCUGCAGAACCAUCAGACUUGCUUCCGGAUGGCUUAUGGGAAUCCUCAAUGGGUAAUGCAGCUUCCUCUGAAGACACCGACCGCCCACUCAGUGCAGCUGAUGGGUCAGGUGACCGGGAAGCAUAUGAAAAACAGCCCUUCUUGAGAGUUGCUAAAGAGCAUGCUAUGCCUAAAGAUUUAAAUCAAGUCUUAGAAAAUACGGUUAUGGAAAUGUUGCCGGGUCCCCAUGUCAACAUAGCGGUAGUGAAAACUGUCUUGUUGAAAGAGAAAUUCCCUGGAGAAAACAUAGUUUCAAAAAGCUUUUCAUCUCAUUCUGAUCUGAUUCCAGGUGUCUAUGAAGGAGGCUUGAAAAUCUGGGAGUGUACUUUUGACCUCUUGACUUACUUCUCAAAGGCCAAAGUGAAAUUUGCUGGGCAAAAAGUGUUGGAUCUUGGGUGUGGAUCGGGAUUGCUUGGAAUAACUGCGUCCAAAGGAGGAGCUAUCGAAGUUCAUUUUCAAGAUUAUAACAGUCUGGUGAUCGACGAAGUGACCUUACCUAACGUAGUCGCUAACUUCCCUUUGCAAGAUGAGGGCAAUGAUGUAAAUGAGCCAGAAGGGAAAAGACAAAAGAAGUCAAAAGCAGCCCAAGAAACAUGUAAAUGUCGGUUUUUCUCUGGGGAAUGGUCUGAGUUCAGUAAGCUUGUAUUAAGUGAAAAACUCUUUGCAAAAUAUGACCUCAUUCUCACCUCAGAAACCAUUUAUAAUCCAGAUUAUUACAGCGCUUUGCAUGAAACGUUCCUCAGACUGUUGAGUAGGAACGGCCGGGUGCUUCUGGCCAGCAAAGCACAUUAUUUUGGUGUUGGUGGUGGCGUUCAUCUCUUUCAGAAGUUUGUAGAAGAAAGGAAUGUAUUUGAGACUAAAACACUUGAAAUAAUUGAUGAGGGUCUCAAGAGGUUCCUAAUUGAAAUUACUUUUAAGUAUCCCAGUUAAUAUAUAGUAGCCUAAUGGAAUAAACAGAGGAACCCAGAACUUGUGACUGUUUAAUCUCUUUUUUAUAAUUUUUUCUGAAAUUAUGGUGUUUGUAUGGUUCUGCUUAUUAAAACAAUAAGCCAUGUAUAGUAGCAGCCUGUGUUUUCUAUGUAAAACUGCCUGCGCAUUUGAUGAGCUCUUGAAUCACUUUGUACAAAAGGUCUUUCUCCAUCUUCAUUCUACUUGACCUUUCUACAGUCUCUAACACUCCAUAAACACAUUCUUGGGGACUAUUCCCAUUUAUUAUCAAGUCUAUGAAUCUCUCUACAGUCUUUGUUAGUUCCUCGUUCACAUGAAGUGCCUGGCUAGAUUAUUAAGGACGACUG
Messenger RNA from Chionomys nivalis (European snow vole), 1730 nucleotides. RefSeq names its product methyltransferase 18, RPL3 N3(tau)-histidine (gene Mettl18). Gene Ontology annotation, molecular function: protein-L-histidine N-tele-methyltransferase activity. Gene Ontology annotation, biological process: peptidyl-histidine methylation, to form tele-methylhistidine. Lineage: Eukaryota; Metazoa; Chordata; Mammalia; Rodentia; Cricetidae. The transcript has 2 exons. Bases 256 to 1365 code for a protein of 369 amino acids. The record is from RefSeq and is a predicted model, not a curated record.